Messenger RNA from Penicillium vulpinum, 2478 nucleotides. RefSeq lists its product as uncharacterized. Gene Ontology annotation, cellular component: NuA4 histone acetyltransferase complex. The record is from RefSeq and is a predicted model, not a curated record. Lineage: Eukaryota; Fungi; Ascomycota; Eurotiomycetes; Eurotiales; Aspergillaceae. The transcript has a single exon. The coding region runs from base 1 to 2478 and encodes 825 amino acids. Gene Ontology annotation, molecular function: protein binding.
AUGCCUCCUCUGUCGGCAUACACUUCGUUUGAGUCCCUUUUGUUCUUCCAGUCUCUAGCGACGUUAGAUUCCCGACCGACAAGCUUCGGCUCAAUUUCAACCCUCCUGCGCAACAAUCAGCUCGUGCGCGAGAAUGCCGAUUUCGAUGCCGAUCGCCUGACUCCGGAGGCGCUGGAAGAUCUUUAUGCGAAAUUGAUGCGCGAUGGAUUCAGUCGGGAUGGUGCGCUCUCAGUCAAUGGGCGACCCGCAGAUACCCCUAGUCCACCAAAUCCGAAGAAACGCAAGAUCUCCAGUCCGCGACCAGAUGGAUUGACCGGCGGAUUCACACAUGCCACGCUCAUCCCAGAGCUCGUGGCACACCUUUACGCCAAGUACAGAGACCUAGUCACCAAGGAAAUUAGGGACGAUGAGAAACAGUACACAGAAAUCAGAGCUGAGCUGGAACGGCUGCAGCAAGAGGACGAGAAAUUAGCGGCAGCGGCAGCUACAACAGUCACGCCGGUGAAGCCAGUGCCCAUAGAAGUGAAGGAUGCUGGUCUAAAGGAAGAGACGCCGCGUCCAAAUAUACAAGAUCGGACAGGUAAACCUCUCGCGCCAACCAUCCCGCUCGCCGCCCAGGAGAAGGCAAAGCCCGAACCACAGCACAUCGUAAUAAAUGUGCCCCCUACGACAAACGAGCCUCCGAAAACACACCCCCCUCCUGUGAUCCAACCUCAAGCUCCACUUCCUCAAGCGCAAGUCCCUACGCCAAAGCCGCAAGAGGUAGUUGCGCAAGCACUUCAACCGCAACCGACCACCACUCACCCCCUACCAAAACUGCCUAUCCAACCUCCACUUGCUCCAUCUACCCAGAAAGCUCCUCCAACCACACCUGCCGGGCCACGAGUCACACCAGCGCAUCCGUCCCAAAUCGCGCCUCGUGCCAAUCCUGUCCAUCCUGCGCCCAUUGUUACGGGUAAGGCUGGCCCGUUGGCGCCGGCACUCCAACGAACCCCCGCUCAACCGAGUUUCCAACAGUGGCAGCUGGAUCCUUCUCCUCAUUCGCCAUAUCCUGGCGUCUCCCCAGGUGCUGCUACACCCCAAGCAGCCCAGACCACUGCUAAACGACCUAUACCACAACCUUGCACCAACACGCCUUUGCUAGGGCCACAAGUCCAGACUCCCUUCCCACAAUCUGUUCCGCAAACACCCAGCGCCAUCCCCUCUACAGCUCAUACGCCUGUUCCAAUUGGCCGCCCGCGUGUUUCCCAAACCCCAAGUGCCACGUUCCCCUCUUUCUCCGAAUCUCGCGCCUCUCAUCCACGCCUGUCAAUUGACACACAAGGCUCCUCCACACCAUGGAAGAGAACUCCUCGACCGAGGGCUUCGCGCUCUCCAAGCUCACCUCCACGGCCACGGCCGGAGGACGUCAGUCCCAUCAGUGAACGAGGUCAAUCUCCCGUCGAUGCGAUGGAAAUGUCACCUCCCCCCAGAAUCAAUCUAGGCCAGCGAGCUCCAUCUACAGAAGACAAGAAACCACGACGCGGUCAGCCUGAAAUCAAGCCCGGCCCCGUCAUCAAGACCGAGAAAUUAGCUCCGGUUCGGAGGACGCGUGCCGCAAGUUCAGCUUCUUCCCGGAGUCGCGAGCGAUCCAUGGCUUCGCGCGAUGGGUCGGCUGCGCCCUCAGAAGACACUUCACGUGAAUCACGAGCAACGGGCCGCCGAAAGGGUGCAGCUGUUACAGCCGACGAAGAGACUCCCAAACCGCGGACAAAACGUAAACGUGGUGCAAGUGAAGCAUUGGAGCUUGAACCCCACCCUGCAGAUAUCCCCAGAUUCGACACAACUCGAUAUGUCAUGGCGACGCGCAACUUUCACCGGACCGCGGCACCGAUUAUGAACGAUGUAGCCACCCACAAGCUUGCCUCCAUCUUUGCUAAGCCAAUUGGCGAGCGUGACGCCCCGGGCUAUCACGAUCUCAUCUAUCGGCCAUCUGACCUCAAAUCAAUCAAAUCUGCCAUCCACCAGGGAAGCAAAGCCGUCGCCACCGCAGGAGAAUCAGUCAGUACCCCAGCCGGGGAUGGAGAGUCUCCCGUUCCUGGUGGCACACCCUCCAAAGGCGGCGUGCUAAUGUUGCAAAAGAAUGAGGACUUCAUACCACCCAAGGGAAUCGUGAACUCUGCACAAUUGGAGAAAGAGUUGAUUCGCAUGUUCGCCAAUGCUAUCAUGUUCAACCCCAUUCCCCAGCGAGGAUUUGGACCUGCCUUCCCCAUGUCUAGCGACCGUGGUUCGCGGGAGAGUACCCAAAUGGGUGAUUCCGACGAAGGCGGAAUCAUCCAGGACUCGAUGGAGAUGUUUGAGGAUGUUCAGCAGGCUGUUACUCGAUGGCGGGCUGCUGAACGCACUGCUGAUGAACUGGCUAAUAAGAAUGUCCUCUCUCUUCGGCGUGGAAGUGCCAGUGAUUUCAACACUGACAGUACUGAUGAUGUGAAAGGGUGA